This is a messenger RNA of Zootoca vivipara (common lizard), 4562 nucleotides long. Lineage: Eukaryota; Metazoa; Chordata; Lepidosauria; Squamata; Lacertidae. The record is from RefSeq and is a predicted model, not a curated record.
CCUCCCGUCCAGCAUUGGCAGGGGGUGCCGAGAGAGAAAGAGACGCUGCCCAUUGGAAGGGAGGCCUCCCACUUGGGCGCUGGCGAGGGAAUCUCCGGAGGGGCUGCCUUGGCUUUUCCCUCGUGCCCAGAAACCUGCCUUGGAGAGAGGGAUCCCUGACAGUGGGCUCACGGGUCCCAUUCCCCACCCACCCCUCCUCCCUGGAAGGUGGACUCUCCUUCCCCCGUGCCUGCCCAGGCCAGCUGCUGCUGGGGGCUCCAGAAGCGGGACUGCUGCUGCUGCUGCUGCGUUACACCAAGCCAGGCCAUUGGUCCAACUGGAGAGGAGAGGAGAGGGCAGGAAGUUCAUGAGAGGAAGGAGAGAGGGUUGUCCAGAGCAGGUCUUUGCUUCUUGAAACCAGUUUGCCUCUCCCAGGCUUUCAGUUUUAAGUGUCAAUUCCACUGCAUAAAUUCUUUCAGGAUUUGUAUAUACUUUACAUAUGGAUAACCUUUCUAUUAUAAAAUACCUAAAGGCAGCCUUGUUUAGGGAAGUUUUUAAUCUGUGACAUUUGAUGUAUUGUAAUGUUUGUUGGAAGCCGCCCAGAGUGGCAGGAAAGCCCAGCCAGAUGGGCGGGGCAUAAAUAAUAAAUUACUAUUACUAUUAUUAUUAGGCGAUGUCAGAGGGAUUUACAAGCUGAGACACAACCCAUCAGCAUCCAUAGACAGUAAAUGCAUGCACCUUCACAGUCUGGGUGCUUCAAGGGCAAAGACCCGUUAUCAGGGUAGACAAUGCCUGUGACUGGAGGCUUUACACGCAGACAUGCACAUAUGCAAGCCAAGGAUUGCCAGUAUUACAGGCGAGGUGUGUGAGAUGGCCGUAUCUAUAAACACUUUGUGUGAUAGUAAAAGGGAGAGGAUGAACUAUUUAAAAUUUUAAAAGAUGAUGCUGUUAAGGUGCUACAUCCAAUAUGCCAGCAAGUUUGGAAAACUCAGCAAUGGCCAGAGGAUUGGAGAAGAUCAGUCUACAUCCCAAUUCCAAAGAAGGGCAGUGCCAAAGAAUGCUCCAACUACCGCACAAUUGCGCUCAUUUCACACGCUAGCAAGGUUAUGCUUAAAAUUCUACAAGGCAGGCUUAAGCAGUAUGUGGACCGAGAACUCCCAGAAGUGCAAGCUGGAUUUCGAAAGGGCAGAGGAACCAGAGACCAAAUAGCAAACAUGCGCUGGAUUAUGGAGAAAGCUAGAGAGUUCCAGAAAAACGUCUACUUCUGCUUCAUUGACUAUGCAAAAGCCUUUGACUGUGUCGACCACAGCAAACUAUGGCAAGUUCUUAAAGAAAUGGGAGUGCCUGAUCACCUCAUCUGUCUCCUGAGAAAUCUCUAUGUGGGACAAGAAGCUACAGUUAGAACUGGAUAUGGAACAACUGAGUGGUUCAAAAUUGGGAAAGGAGUACGACAAGGUUGUAUAUUGUCUCCCUGCUUAUUUAACUUAUAUGCAGAAUUCAUCAUGCGAAAGGCUGGACUAGAUGAAUCCCAAGCCGGAAUUAAGAUUGCCGGAAGAAAUAUCAACAACCUCAGAUAUGCAGAUGACACAACCUUGAUGGCAGAAAGCGAGGAGGAAUUAAAGAACCUUUUAAUGAGGGUGAAAGAGGAGAGCGCAAAAUAUGGUCUGAAGCUCAACAUCAAAAAAACCAAGAUCAUGGCCACUGGUCCCAUCACCUCCUGGCAAAUAGAAGGGGAAGAAAUGGAGGCAGUGAGAGAUUUCACCUUCUUGGGCUCCUUGAUCACUGCAGAUCAAGGCAGUGGAAGACAGGAGUGCCUGGCGUGCUAUGGUCCAUGGGGUCACAAAGAGUCGGACACGACUAAACGACUAAACAACAACAACAAAAGGGAGAGGAUGGGAUUAUGGUUUAUAGCAAUGCUGUAAUUUUACCCGUAACAUUUCGUGAGGUGAUAUUGCAGUGCAAAUUCCAAAACAGCUAUGCAAAACCUACAAAGAAACUCACAGGUUAAUGUUGGCGUGAGCUUUCCUGGUCCACAACCCACAGCAUUUGCCUGCUGUCCACAAAGGUUUAGGCCAUUAUACGUUGAUUAGCCUCCAAUGGGCCACCAGGUGCUUUAUUGUCUUUUCUUCAAAAGAUGAAUGUUUGUGAAUACUUUUGACAGUCACAUAUGACAUAAACAGCACUUCUCUUUUACUUGUUCCACACAGGAGAGACUCUGAUUCACAAGUCUAAGCAAAUCUCGCAAGAAAAAGAAAAAUAGAGAAACGUGAAGGGGAAAUUGAGAGGAUUUCCUUUCCCCCUACGCUUAAGCAAGCCAUAGAGAAGACAGACAAAGCAAUCUGUACCUUCAUUAGGAAUCACGAAAUCAUUAAAUUUAAAUACAAUGUGAUUCAGUCAGUGAACAUCCUUAGUUCACAUCAAGGAACUGAAAUAGUGACGGCACCAUUUAAAGGCAUGGAUUGUGCAAAGGACGUCAGUAGGAGUGGAACUGCUACACAACAUCAAGGAACUCACAAAGGGGAGAAACCAUUUAAAUGUAUGGAUUGCGGAAAAAGCUUCAGUCAGAAUGAAACCCUUAGAAUACAUCAGCGAACUCACACAGGAGCAAGACCUUUUAAAUGCAUGGAGUGUGGAAAGAGCUUCCUUUUGAGUAAUCACCUUAAUGCACAUCAUCAAACUCACAUUGGUGAGAAACCGUUUAAAUGUAUGGAGUGUGGAAAGAGCUUCCUUUUCAGUAAGCAUCUUAAUGCACAUCAUCAUCGCACUCACACAGGUGAGAAACCAUACAGAUGUAUGGAGUGCGGAAAGGGCUUCAGUGAGAGAGGAGGACUUAAAAGACACCAGCGAACUCACACAGGGACAAAACCUUUUAAAUGCAUGGAGUGUUGGAGGAGCUUCAGUCAGAGUGGAGACCUUAAAAACCAUCAACGAACUCACACAGGGCAGAAUCCAUUUAAAUGCAUAGAGUGUGGAAAGAGCUUCAAUCGUAGUGGAAACCUUAGAAGACAUAACCUAACUCACACAGGGGAAAAGUCAUUUAAAUGUAUGGUGUGUGGAAAGACCUUCCGUGAAAGGGCAAAACUUAACAUACACCUACGAACUCACACAGGGGAAAAACCAUUUGAAUGCAUGGAGUGUGGAACAUGCUUCCGUCAUAGAGAAUCACUAAGACUGCAUCAAUAUACUCAUACAGGAGAUAAACCAUAUAAAUGUUUUGAGUGUGGAAAAUGCUUCAUUCAGAGUGGAAGCCUUAAUGUACAUCUACAAACUCACACAGGGGAGAAACCAUUUAAAUGCAUGGAGUGUGGAAAAUGCUUCAUUCAGAGUGGAAGCCUUAAUGUACAUCUACAAACUCACACAAGGGAGAAACCUUUUAAAUGCGUGGAUUGUGGAAAGAGAUUCACUAAUAGCGGAACGCUUAGAAGACACCAGCAAACUCACACGGGGAAAAAAAAUUAAAUGUAUGUUUGGUUGCAGAAUAAGUCCAGGCACAUCUGGAGGAUGUGGACCAUUUGGACUGCAUUUGUUCCAGUUGGGUUUCACGCCCUGCCAUCAGACUCAGACCGCCUUGUUGGCGCUCGUUGAUUAUCUCUGGACAGAGGUAAAACCUGUUUCCUGGUUCUGCUGGAUCUCUCAGUAGAUUUUAAUGCCAUUGACCACAGUAUCCGGUUAGCUAUUUGUGAGAAAAAUAUCUGCCUUACCCAAUUCGUUGAAAAUAAAUCUUUACUUGUCAGGCUGGUUAACAGUCGAACCACAAGUAUUAUUUACAAACUCCAGUCAUCAUGUACACGAACUCUCCUGGGGAAUAACAUUUAAAUCAUAGAAUCUUCAAAUUAUUGAUUUGGAAGGACCCCCACAGGUUACCAAUACCUAGUCCAACCCCUGGCAAUACAGGAAUCCCAACUAAAGCAUCCAUGCUGUUCUUCCUGCUAUAAAAUUCUUUCUGAUGUUUAGUCAGUAUCUCCUUUCUUGUAAAUUCAAGCCAUGGAUGUAAGUCCUACUGUCCAGAGCAGGAGAAAGCAAGCUUGCUCCCUCUUCCAUGUGACAGCCCUCCAGAUAUUUCAUGGAAUCAUAAAAUCAUAGAGACACAGCCUUUGAAGUGAAAGGAGUGGGGAAAGUCCUUCACUUAUAAUAGUGUGCUUAGGAAUUGUUGUUGUUGUUGUUGUUGUUGUUGUUGUUGUUGUGUUGUUUAGUCGUGUCUGACUCUCCGUGACCCCAUGGACCAGAGCACGCCAGGCACUCCUGUCUUCCACUGCCUCCCACAGUUUGGUCAAACUCAUGUUCGUAGCUUCGAGAACACUGUCCAACCAUCUCAUCCUCUGUCGUCCCCUUCUCCUAGUGCCCUCAAUCUUUCCCAACAUCAGGGUCUUUUCCAGGGAGUCUUCUCUUCUCAUGAGGUGGCCAAAGUAUUGGAGCCUCAGCUUCAGGAUCUGUCCUUCCAGUGAGCACUCAGGGCUGAUUUCCUUAAGAAUGGAUAGGUUUGAUCUUCUUGCAGUCCAUGGGACUCUCAAGAGUCUCCUCCAGCACCAUAAUUCAAAAGCAUCAAUUUUUCGGCGAUCAGCCUUCUUUAUGGUCCAGCUCUC